AUGACCAUGGAAGCAGGGGACUCGCAACAAGAUGGCAGUGCAGCAGAUUCUGUGGCAGAGAGUGAUUCUGCUAAUAUACAGUCUCUGUCUGGCCAAAGUCAGAUUUCUGCUCUAGCUCAGGUAGCGUCUGCUACAAAUGCAGAUGAAUCGACAGAAUCGGAGGCUGUAAUCGAUCCUCAGAAGCGCGGGGAAAUACUUUCAAGGAGGCCUUCAUACCGAAAAAUUCUGAAUGAUCUUUCUUCUGAUGCACCUGGUGUCACUAAGAUUGAAGAAGGAAAGCCAGAGGAGGACGGAGCACCCACUGGCAUUCCCACCAUGGCAGUGCCAACCAGCCUUUACCAGACUAGCACUGGACAGUACAUUGCUAUAGCCCAGGGUGGAACAAUCCAGAUCUCUAAUCCAUCAUCUGAUGGUGUUCAGGGGUUGCAGACAUUAACCAUGACAAACUCAGGAGCUCCUCAGCCUGGUGCUACCAUUGUACAAUAUGCAGCUCAAACAUCAGAUGGCACGCAACAGUUCUUUGUACCUGGGAGUCAAGUUGUUGUCCAAGCUGCCACUGGUGACAUGCCAACGUACCAGAUCCGAACUCCGACCACUGCCUUACCUCAGGGAGUUGUCAUGGCAGCAUCCCCAGGAACGUUGCACAGCCCACAGCAGCUAGCAGAAGAAGCAACACGUAAAAGAGAGCUACGGCUUAUGAAAAAUAGGGAAGCUGCAAAAGAAUGUCGACGGCGGAAGAAAGAAUACGUGAAAUGUCUGGAGAGUCGUGUUGCGAUGUUAGAAGUUCAGAACAAGAAACUUAUAGAAGAGUUAGAAACCUUAAAAGACAUUUGCUCUUCCAAGACAGACUAGUGUCAGUACUGAAACUGUGAACUGGCCCUAAAGCAUGUACAGAUGCUUCUACAGGCAGUGUCUAGUCAACAAGAAUUAUGACUUUUUCCUCUGUAUCAUUUGUGUUCUCCCUCCAGCCUCUAACAUUCCUGAAACACUUUUGCUGCAUUUUUAUAUAUUCUUGGUUGACACUUCAGGUCUUUUUCUCACGAGUCUUCAAAAUGAAACAU
Messenger RNA from Gekko japonicus, 1061 nucleotides. It is a transcript of the gene CREM, whose product is annotated as cAMP responsive element modulator. Bases 1 to 852 code for a protein of 283 amino acids. NCBI's taxonomy places the organism in Eukaryota, Metazoa, Chordata, Lepidosauria, Squamata, Gekkonidae. The transcript is spliced from 6 exons. The record is from RefSeq and is a predicted model, not a curated record. Gene Ontology annotation, biological process: regulation of transcription by RNA polymerase II. Gene Ontology annotation, molecular function: DNA-binding transcription factor activity, RNA polymerase II-specific; protein binding; RNA polymerase II cis-regulatory region sequence-specific DNA binding. Gene Ontology annotation, cellular component: nucleus; ATF4-CREB1 transcription factor complex.